AUGUACUGCUUCUACUUUUUUAUUAAAUUGGUCAAAAUUAUCGACAAUCGUUUUAUUUACAACUAUAAUUUCGUCUCAAAUUUAGACUUAUCUCCACUUCAAUUUACCGGACACGCAACCCCCUAUACAUUAGACAGAAAUACAUUGAUAACUAGAUACAAAAGCAUAAAGUUUAGUAAUUUACCUUCCUUUAUGUAUGGAACUUCGUGGGGAAAGUACUGUUCCUCGUCAAGUAUGGAACUUGAUAACCUGUACAAUUAUUUUUCCGCAAAAGUCGUUGAUAUACAAAUUAAACUGCAAAACAUAGAUCUGGAUGAUUCUCAACCGUAUCAAUACUGUGUCGAUGAAUUACAGACGGUAUAUCUCACAGAACCACACAUAAGCAUCUCAAAAGUCAGGGCUGGAUACUGGCCUUCAUGUUCGGUCAGGUUCCUGCUGAAAUACAUUGCUACAGAGAAGAAAUCAGAAAUAAUGAUUUCUACGGAUGGAAGGCGUCAAAGGAUAAGAAAACCAACUUUCAUUAUGGACUCAGCCGUUACAGUAGAGGAGUUGUUGGACUCGCCUUAUUCUGCUCUGUCACUGAAAAGUGACUAUCGCGAAAGUCACUUAGUCUAUGUCUUUGGAAGUCUGAGAAUUAUUCAAAGACUAAAUCCGAAUGACGAUUAUGAAUUAUCAUCAACCCUCGCAGAAGAAUCGAUUUCACAAGUCUAUGAGAUAUUCAAAUAUGCCGAUGAAAAGAUACAGGAUGCGAAUAGUCUAGCUCUUCACGAUAUUAAAAUUCGUAUAUUGUAG
Messenger RNA from Blumeria graminis f. sp. triticale, 792 nucleotides. NCBI's taxonomy places the organism in Eukaryota, Fungi, Ascomycota, Leotiomycetes, Helotiales, Erysiphaceae. The record is from the annotation of a GenBank genome assembly.